GUAGCUUUGUUUUGGUUGUCGGUCUAAAAAAACCUCCUCAGCGUCCUGUUUAUUAUAUAAAAAAUUGUCCAGUUUUGCGGAUGUUUUUUUUUUUUUUUUUUUUUAAAGAGACCAUUUUUAUAAAUACUGAAAAAUCUGACUUUUGUGGAACUGAAACAAAUAAUACUGAUUUCCCUUUACAGGCGCCACCUAGUGGAUGGAGCAUGUAUUACUGAUAACUGUUUACUCUCAUUCUGUGUUCUCUCACUCUUUUUUCUCUCUCAUCUCUCUGUUCUUUUUUUUCUCUCUCUCUGUUUUCUGUCUCGAAGCAUCUAAAGCACAAGUGCAUAUGAGCAUGCAUGCGUGCGGAACACGUGACAGAGCACGCAUGUGAGAGAGAGAGAGAGAGAGAGCGGCUACUGGACAAAGAAACAUACAAAAAACUGAUUAAUAACAAAUGUGUAGAAGUGUAAAGUGGUACACCGUGACUUCCCUGAAUAACACACACACACACACACACACACACACACACACACUAUCAGGUCAAAUGGAUUUUGUUUGAUCUGAACUUGCAGGACAGGAGGACGUCGAGCUCUGAAGGAGAUCAGCGGUCGUGUUGGUCAGGUGUGUGUGAGAGAAAUCCCGCUGUGACUGAACCUCCACCACAUGCUCCUCCUCCUGCAGGUAUGGAGAGCGCAGGAGUCGGUGAAACCCAGCAGGACGUUCUGUUCGAGGUCCUCAGUCACUGCAGGUUCCUGCAUGCAGCAGUGCAGAGGCUCGAGCAGAAGAUCGACAAACUUCAGAUCCAAUACAGGAAGCUGGAGAGGUCAGGAGAGGUGAAUGUAGCAGCAGGAGGAGAUCAGCUCUCCUGGUCCCUUGCUCAGCGUCUCGGACCUUCACCUCAGACGAAAGCACAGAAGAACCGUACAUGGACGCAGGACGCAGCAGCUGUCGUCCCUCAAAGCGUCAGUGGGAAGAGGAGCAAGCGCAGGAGACGCCGAGCUCAGAGAGUCAACAGAGAAACUAAAGUGGAGGACGCAGGAGCUCCACGAGAUAACGAGAAGAAGAAGAAGCGUCUGAGAAAGCCACGGAAACGUCACGCUGAAGAUAGAGCUGAACCUGAGGCGCAUCGAGAAGCAGGAGAAUGAUCUCUAAAGAAAUCCAGAGCAUGUCCAUCAACAUCUGGCUGCAGGACACGUAGUGGGACGUGGAGUAAUUGUGUGUAAAGUUAACUAUGAAUAAAAAUGUUUUGUUAUUUUCUACCAUUAUUUUGUUGUUUAUUCGCAAAUAAAUAAAAAUGACUGUAA
This is a messenger RNA of Silurus meridionalis, 1286 nucleotides long. RefSeq lists its product as uncharacterized. The transcript is spliced from 5 exons. The record is from RefSeq and is a predicted model, not a curated record. Lineage: Eukaryota; Metazoa; Chordata; Actinopteri; Siluriformes; Siluridae. The coding region runs from base 666 to 1127 and encodes 153 amino acids.